GAGUGUGAGUACGUUACCGUUUUCACUCUUAUUGUUUGUAUUAUAGUAUUAAAAGAGAACAUGCUACAAAUGUGAGGAAUGUCUCACUUUGUAAUUGAAAGUGUGCUCUUCGAAAUCCACUCUAUAAUCAGUCGAUUCACUCAAUCUUCUUUGCAUUAUGAUUAAAAGACAGCGAGCUUAAAAUUAGAUUUUUCUUUUUCUUGCGGAUAUUAGCAUUUCGAUUGUAGGACAAAGAAGAUUGAGUGAAUCGAACUGAUCAUAGAGUAGAUUUCGAAGAGCACACUUUCAAUUACAAAGUGAGACGUCCCUCAUGUUUGUAGCAUGUUCUCUUUUAAUACUAUAAUACAAACAAUAAGAGUGAAAACGGUAACAUACUCACACUCCAAAAGCAGAGUUAAGCGAUUUAUCCGACAAUUUUUGUAGAUAAAUUUUGGGACAUCCGGUAUAUGCAUUUAACUAGGAACCAUUCAUUUUCUAGAAUAUUUUCCAAAUUUUAGUCAUUUCGAACUUUUUCCAAGUUUUAAUUUUGUACUCUCCCAAAAUGACACCAAAAAAUUUGUUAUUUUCAUCUUUUUAGCUUGCAUGCGGCUAUGCGCAUGUUUUAGCGUUGGCAUCUGAUGGAUCAGUCUUUACAUGGGGUUCAAACACAUUUGGACAAUUGGGUUAUAAUAAUAAGACGAAUGGUUUAACACCACAACGUAUCAAUUUAUCGAUUCGAAUUGUAGAAAUAUUGGCAUCGAAUCAUUCACAUUUAUCAUGUGGAUUAUCAUCUAGUAACGAAGUUUAUAUGUGGGGUUUUUGUAAGAGUCACGAAGUACUUCGUCCAUUAUUAACAAAAUUUACAUCAAUGACAGAUGUCUUUGGUUCAUUUGCUCAAGUUGCUGUAUCACCAAAAAUGCUUUAUUCUACUGAAAAAACACCACAUAUUCCAUUACUCGAAUCUAUUAGUAAAUCAUUCAAUAAUCCCGCAUUAUCUGAUAUUAUAUUUGUUGUAGGAGAUGAACAUAUUUAUGUUAAUAAAUAUUUAUUAAAAAUUCGUUCACAAUAUUUUAAUACAUUAUUUGGUGAACGUUGGACAAAAUCCACAGAUUCAUCAAUGUUAACAUCUACAAUAAAUUCUAUAAAUCCUUCAGUUGAAAAAAUUGUUGUUAAAGAACAAUAUUCACCAAGUGUAUAUCGUUCAUUUUUAAAUUAUUUUUAUACAGAUAAAAUUAUUGUUAAAAGUGAAGAUGUUCUCGAGUUACUUGAAUUAGCUAAUUAUUAUUGUGAACCACAAGUUAAAAUUGAAUGUGAACGAAUAAUUAAACAAUCAAUAACAAUUGAUAAUGCAUUAGCAUUAUAUCAAACAUCAAUUCAACAUCAGGCAGAUGAUUUAAGAGAACAUUGUCUUAAAUUUUGUCUAAAUAAUCUUACAGCCGUUUGUCAUACAGAUGCAUUUCAAUCAUUAGAUAGUGAAUUACUUAAAAAUAUUAUGUUAAAAGCAUGUGAACACGGUAUUGUUAAAACAUAA
Messenger RNA from Didymodactylos carnosus, 1510 nucleotides. The record is from the annotation of a GenBank genome assembly. NCBI's taxonomy places the organism in Eukaryota, Metazoa, Rotifera, Eurotatoria, Philodinida, Philodinidae.